This is a messenger RNA of Cuscuta campestris, 2250 nucleotides long. The record is from the annotation of a GenBank genome assembly. Lineage: Eukaryota; Viridiplantae; Streptophyta; Magnoliopsida; Solanales; Convolvulaceae.
CAUCGGAAAAAUGUGAGGAAAUUAAUCGAUAUAUAAGCACUUGAGUUGAACUAAUUAAUCGAUUGGAUUCAAUCUUUUAAUGCGAUUCAACCCAAGUGUCUUAUUAUCCAAUUCAGUUGUUCCACACCUAUCCUAAAUUCUAUCAACGUACAAUAUUAAUUCAUUUGAAAUAAUUACUCUGGGGUUUUUACUUUAUCAAAAAAUAUCUUCAUUAAAUUCGUCCUUCCAUCAGUUUUGAGAUUUUUUUUACUUUCUCAUUUUUGUAUUCUUGUUUUGACUCUGUUCGACUUAUAUAAAAAGGGAAAAAAUAGGAUUAAAAAUUAUUUCAAAAUAAAGAAAAACACAUUUCGUCACAAUUUUAAUCCUAAAUGGGAAUAAAACAAAAUUUUGGAACCAACUCUAAUAAGAAAAAAUAAACAUCACUUAUGAGACAAAUGAGGUAAUUGAUACAAAUUAGGAUCGGGCCGGACAAUGACGUGUAAUGUCGCAUGAUACGAAAUUUGGCUAACUUUGACAUGUUUGUGAAGACAAAAUAAUUUUUGGAAUAAUAUGAACUAGUUAGUCUAAGAUUGUUAUUGUGCUAAUAAAUUACAGCCUUACUCUUUCAAGUUAUUGCCUUAUAAAGGUUAGACUUUUAACUUUGGAGAUCUUAUAAAUAGUUAGUCCAUGAAUAUUUUUCAAUUUUCCAUCAUGUAUACAUGAAUAUUUUUGAAUUUUUGAACACUAAUAACUGUAUAAUAAUGUAAUAUUCGUUCAUAUAUUCUCAGUCUAGUAAACUCGUAAAGUUAUUUCCCACACUGCGGAUCGAACACAUAAUCAUAGAGAAAGUUAUAACAAUGUCAUUGAAUUACAAGAGUCAUUUCCAAGUCUUUAUCAAAAUCACACUAUAGUGGUUGUGCCCCGCAAAAAAAAUGACGCUAUACAGGCUGGUAGGGUAUGACUAUGAUAUAUUUUCGUGUUUUAGUGAAGGUGGAUUCACAAUUUAAACACGCAAGUUGAAGUGGUGUGAAUAAUUGGCCACAACGUGACAAAGACAUGCAUGGUCAAGUGUCUGCAUGCAAUAAUAGAAAACAAAAUGUCUUUUUUUCUUUUUUCAAAGAAAAAUGUUUUUAUUUUAAGAAGCUACAAAAUUCUUUUACUUUUAAUAUUCCCUCCGUCAUAAAAUUACUUUUAAAGUUACUUUGAAUACUUUACUUUUACUAUUAUUAUUCUUAUUAUUUAUUUAUUAUUAUUAUUAUUAUUCCUAUUUGUGGGUGCAGAUUUUUGGACAAGGCAGCAAUAAUAACGGAGGGCGAGGACCCUAAAUCGCCGGACCUAUGGAGUCUAAAUACGGUGCACCGGGUAGAGGAGCUGAAAUCGGUCAUCCGGAUGGGUCCAAUAUGGGCGUCCGGAAUCAUACUGAUCACAGCGUAUGCCCAACAAAACACCUUCUCAAUCCAACAAGCAAAGACCAUGGACAGCCACCUCACCCGCUCCUUCCAAAUCCCGCCCGCCUCCAUGUCCGUCUUCACCUUGUCCUCCAUGCUCUCCACCAUCGUCUUCUACGAUCGCGUCUUCGUGCCCGUGGCCCGCCGGUUCACGGGCCUCCAACGCGGUGUCUCUUUCCUGGCCCGCAUGGGGAUCGGCUUCGCCAUCUCCAUCUUUGCCACCCUCGUUGCGGGCUUCGUGGAGACCAAGCGCAAGAGCGCGGCCUCUGCCCACGGGCUGACCGACCGCCCAGAUAUGACCAUUCCCAUUCCGGUCUUCUGGCUGGUCCCGCAGUAUUGCUUGCACGGGGUGGCCGAAGCGUUCAUGUCCAUCGGUCACUUGGAGUUUUUCUACGAUCAGUCCCCGGAGAGCAUGAGGAGCACCGCCUCGGCGUUGUUCUGGACAGCCAUUGCCGCCGGGAACUACGCCAGCACUGUGCUUGUGUCAUUGGUGCACAGGCUGAGCGCGGGUCCCGGGGGAUCAAUUUGGCUCCCGGACAACAAUUUGAACAAGGGGAAGUUGGAGUACUUCUAUUGGUUGAUCACACUGUUGCAAGUGGUCAACUUUGUGUACUAUCUCUUUUGCGCCAAAUUCUAUACUUUCAAGCCUAUUCACGUCCGAGACGAGGCCCUUGCACGAUCCACAACAGAUGGGAUUGAGCUUGAAAACAAUAAUAUUUGUCCUUAGUUCACUUUUACUCUAUAUAAUUAAUCAAUCACUUUCAAUUUUUGACUUACAACUAAAUAAAAUUAUGAAAAUAUUUUAUAAAAUAGGAAUUUACCU